Molecule: messenger RNA, 1641 nt
Organism: Salvelinus namaycush (lake trout)
Lineage: Eukaryota; Metazoa; Chordata; Actinopteri; Salmoniformes; Salmonidae
Gene: tial1
Product: TIA1 cytotoxic granule-associated RNA binding protein-like 1
Exons: 13
Coding region: 157-1377 (406 amino acids)
Biological process (GO): regulation of mRNA stability; nuclear-transcribed mRNA catabolic process, nonsense-mediated decay; cytoplasmic stress granule assembly
Cellular component (GO): cytosol; cytoplasmic stress granule
Molecular function (GO): DNA binding; mRNA binding
Source: RefSeq, a predicted model, not a curated record
GCAUCAGUCGGCUUCCUGAUUCUCCGGUUAGCGCCAUUUUAUUCCUCUUAGUUAGCUAGCUUAGCUACCGUAUAAAUACAUUGAUUAGGCUAUCUUCUUGUUUAUUUCAGCAUACUCAGUUAGUUAGUCGGCAUUCAUACCAAUCGAUUUUUGAACAUGGAAGACGAAAGCCACCCCAAAACGCUGUAUGUUGGUAACUUGUCCAGAGAUGUAACAGAAAUUUUGAUUCUUCAGCUGUUCACCCAAAUUGGACCUUGCAAAAGUUGUAAAAUGAUCACUGAGCAACCCGAUAGCAGGAGGAUGAACUCUUCUGUGGGAUUUUCUGUUUUGCAGCAGUCAAGCAAUGACCCGUAUUGCUUUGUGGAGUUCUUUGAACAUAGAGAUGCUGCUGCUGCCCUAGCAGCCAUGAAUGGGAGGAAGAUAUUGGGAAAGGAGGUCAAAGUAAAUUGGGCCACCACUCCAAGUAGCCAGAAGAAAGAUACAUCGAAUCACUUCCAUGUGUUUGUGGGAGACUUGAGCCCUGAGAUCACCACUGAGGAUAUCAAAGCUGCAUUUGCACCUUUUGGGAAAAUAUCGGAUGCUCGUGUUGUGAAGGACAUGACGACAGGAAAAUCUAAGGGGUAUGGAUUUGUGUCCUUCUAUAACAAACUGGAUGCAGAGAAUGCCAUCGUGCACAUGGGGGGACAGUGGUUAGGAGGACGGCAGAUCAGGACCAACUGGGCAACUCGCAAGCCACCCGCCCCCAAAAAUGUGCAAGACAAUGGCUCGAAGCAGCUGAGGUUUGAAGAUGUAGUGAACCAAUCCAGUCCCCAGAACUGCACCGUGUAUUGUGGAGGAAUCCAGUCAGGACUGUCAGAGCACCUCAUGCGACAGACAUUCUCGCCCUUUGGACAAAUAAUGGAAAUCCGAGUUUUCCCAGAGAAAGGUUACUCUUUCAUCAGGUUUUCCUCCCAUGAAAGUGCUGCCCAUGCAAUUGUCUCUGUAAAUGGAACGUCCAUCGAAUGCCACAUAGUGAAGUGCUACUGGGGCAAAGAAUCCCCCGACAUGGCCAAAAACGUACCACAGGUGGAGUAUAGUCAGGGUCAGUGGGGACAAUGGAACCAAAUGUAUGGGAGCCCCCAGGCCCAGCAGUAUGGGCAACAGUACAUGGCAAAUGGUUGGCAAGUGCCUUCUUAUGGAGUGUCUUAUGGACAGUCAUGGAAUCAGCAAGGAUUUGGUGUAGAGGACUCCAUUCUGGCCGCAGCAGCACAGAACAUUUCAAGACAGUCCCAGUCCCCAGCCUGGGUAGGAGGGUUUGGAUCCCCGGCGCCGUCCCAGCCCGGUCCUGUGAUGCCCAACCAGGGAAACUUCAACAUGGCUGGUUACCAGACACAGUGAUCAGGCUCUCACUCACAUCAGUGGGAAUUAGUGGACUUUCAGUUCGGAGAACAUAAAGUCAUUAACAUUGUAAUCAUCUGGAGAGAUUGUGUUUUUAAAGCAGAGAAGAUCAGGAACAACAAUAGUUUACCUCUUUUGAGGAAGCAAAUGUUAUUUAUAAAGACAGGUAGGGAGUUGUUUUUAUUGGCUGAAGUUGUGUUGUGUACAAAUUAAAUGUCAAGAAGAAGUAUGGAGGAAAAAAAAAAACUUGGACUGAAUUUUCAC